Molecule: messenger RNA, 1698 nt
Organism: Zychaea mexicana
Lineage: Eukaryota; Fungi; Mucoromycota; Mucoromycetes; Mucorales; Lichtheimiaceae
Product: 26S proteasome subunit RPN7-domain-containing protein
Exons: 6
Coding region: 25-1374 (449 amino acids)
Cellular component (GO): COP9 signalosome
Source: RefSeq, a predicted model, not a curated record
AGCAGGUACACACACGUAAAGCGUAUGCGCAGUCGUGCCUUUUCCUUUUCUUUCUGUGUUGACAAAACGCACCGGACUACACCCUACCAAGCAUUCCUCAAUCUAACACCGUCACAAGAAAUGAGCCAAGCUAUCGGACAACCCAACCAUCUCGAAUUCGAAUCCUACAUUAGCAACUAUACUGGGCGUACUGCGAUCGAACGAGCUAUAUUCAUAUCGAAACAAUGCAACAGCCUCGAAGUUGAAGCACUCACAUGGGCAGCAGCCGAAAUCAAAAAGUCGACGCGCGACACUGAAAAAUAUUCAACUUGUAUAAAAGCUUUAAACGUGGCAUUACGUACUCGAGGCCAACCCACAGUCGAGUCUGACCAGACAUGGAUUAAUACUACCAACCGAGAAAACAAGGCCAAUAUCGAACAACUGGAAAAUGAGCUCAAAGGUGGAAAAACAAUGCUCAAAGAAAAUACACGGGAUGGAUUAAAUCGAAUUGGUGAGCUUUAUCAUCAAUGCGGUGAUCUUGCGAACGCACUCAAAUCCUAUGUCCGAUCCCGCGAUUAUUGUUCCAAUAGUGAGCAACUCCUGGAAAUGUGCUUCCGCGUCAUCCAGGUCAAUAUGGAUCAAGAAAACUAUACACAUGUCAGCAGCUACGUUGCUCGAGCCGAAGCCACACCCAACCUGCCGAAAAAAGACUUGGUUCAAGCCAAGCUCGACAGUUGCCGUGCUUUGGUCAGUCUGCAUCAAUACGAACCCUAUGUCCAUGCUGCCAACGCGUUUAUGGGUGUAUCCUUUGAAAUGAACAAUACAUUCAACGCUGUACUGUCAGCCAAUGACGUCGCCAUGUACGGUACUUUGUGCGCUUUAGCCUCUUACAGUCGGCAAGAAUUGCGUAACAAGGUUUUGUCUAAUUCAGCAUUCAAGAGUUAUCUGGAACUGGAGCCACACAUGCGCGAAAUGAUUGAUACAUUUUACAACUCAAAAUACGCCUCCUGCCUGGAAUUACUGGAAAGUUAUCGAAAUGAUUUCUUGCUAGAUAUUCAUCUGGCACCUCAUAUUCCCAAACUUUUCCAACUGAUCCGUGAGAAAGCCAUGGUGCAAUACUGUAUACCCUUUUCCACAGUCGACUUGAAUCGUAUGGCCACGGCGUUUCAUACAGAUGUGGCAACAUUACAAAACGAACUCACCGAAUUGAUUGGUCGCGACCGUCGUAUUGCUGCUCGUAUUGAUAGUCAUCAAAAGAUCUUGUAUGCCAAGAAGCGCGAUCAGCGUCGUCGAGCCAUGAAGCAUUCAAUGCAAGCAGGCACCGACUAUGAAAAGUCGAGCAAAGCAUUGAUACUGCGUUUGAAGUUGCUUAGUGCCGACAUGAUUGUCAAAUAAAGAAAUCUCUGUAUAGAUGCGUUACAUAGUUACUUUCCAAUUACACAAAACCCAAGAAUUGCAUAAUUUGAAUUGCUCCUGAGACAUUUGUUGCUAUUAAUACUUGUAAUAUUACGUUUGUAUGCUUCAAUUAGUUCAUUUUUAGGGCUAAUGUGGACCUUUCUACAUCUCCUUCUUGUUUCGUAUAUAUUUCUUACCUCUUUCACCCGUAUUAUACACUGAUUGAACAUUGCACAACGGGCAUACACUAUAUCCUCUGUUGCCAUUACCUUCACUACUUGUUCGUUUUAAACUAUUUUGUGCAAGACAUGAAUAUUAAAACCA